This is a messenger RNA of Myripristis murdjan (pinecone soldierfish), 4753 nucleotides long. RefSeq names its product ATP citrate lyase b (gene aclyb). Gene Ontology annotation, cellular component: cytosol. Gene Ontology annotation, biological process: citrate metabolic process; acetyl-CoA biosynthetic process; fatty acid biosynthetic process. The transcript is spliced from 29 exons. Gene Ontology annotation, molecular function: ATP citrate synthase activity. The coding region runs from base 1 to 3366 and encodes 1121 amino acids. The record is from RefSeq and is a predicted model, not a curated record. NCBI's taxonomy places the organism in Eukaryota, Metazoa, Chordata, Actinopteri, Holocentriformes, Holocentridae.
AUGUCAGCAAAAGCCAUUUCAGAGCAGACAGGGAAAGAGUUCCUCUACAAGUUCAUCUGCACUACAGCGGCUGUGCAGAAUCGCUUUCGGUAUGCCAGUGUCACCUCUGAUACUGACUGGGACCGCCUCACACAGGAGCAUCAAUGGCUGCUUAGUGAGCGGCUGGUUGUGAAACCAGACCAGCUGAUCAAGCGGCGCGGGAAGCUUGGGCUGGUGGGCAUCAACUUGGACCUGCAGGGUGUCAGAGACUGGCUCAAACCCCGCUUCAUGAAAGAGACCACUGUGGGAAAAGCAAAGGGUGUCCUGAAGAACUUCCUUAUUGAGCCAUUUGUUCCACAUGCACAGGAGGAGGAGUUCUAUGUUUGCAUCUACGCCACGCGUGAGGGCGACCAUGUGCUUUUCCAUCAUGAGGGAGGAGUGGAUGUGGGUGAUGUGGACGCCAAAGCCCAUAGGCUGCUGGUCGCCGUGGGUGACAAGCUGAGCGAGGACCAAGUCACAGAGCAGCUCCUCACACAUGUCCCUGAUGAUAAGAAAGAAGUCUUGGCCAGUUUUAUAGUGGGUCUCUUCAACCUGUACGAGGACCUCUACUUCACCUACCUUGAGAUCAAUCCACUAGUGGUCACCAGUGAUGGAGUGUACAUCCUUGACAUGGCGGCCAAGAUUGAUGCCACAGCAGAUUAUAUCUGCAAGGCCAAAUGGGGUGAUGUUGAUUUCCCCCCACCCUUUGGUAGAGAAGCCUAUCCUGAGGAGGCCUACAUCGCAGACUUGGAUGCCAAGAGUGGUGCCAGUCUAAAGCUGACCCUGCUGAACCCUCGUGGCAGGAUCUGGACCAUGGUGGCCGGAGGGGGGGCCUCGGUAGUGUACAGUGACACCAUCUGCGACCUGGGUGGAGUGGAUGAGCUGGCCAACUACGGCGAGUACUCUGGAGCACCCAGUGAACAACAGACGUAUGAUUACGCAAAAACCAUCCUCUCCCUCAUGACCCGCGAGAAGCAUCCACAAGGGAAAGUGCUGAUCAUUGGAGGAAGUAUUGCCAACUUCACCAAUGUAGCUGCAACAUUCAAGGGCAUUGUUAGGGCCAUCAAAGACUACCAGGGUCCACUGAAGGAGCAUGAGGUCACCAUCUUUGUUCGGCGUGGUGGCCCAAACUACCAGGAGGGCCUGAGGGUGAUGGGGGAAGUAGGGAAGACUACAGGCAUCCCCAUCCAUGUGUUUGGUACAGAGACCCACAUGACAGCCAUUGUGGGCAUGGCUCUGGGACACCGACCAAUCCCCAACCAGCCUCCCAUGGAUGCACACACGGCCAACUUCCUCCUCAACGCCAGCAACAAUGCUAUGACUCCAGCUGCCACAAGGACAGCCUCGUUCUCUGAACACAGAGCAGCUAAUGAUGCCACUCCGGCCAAAAAGUCUAAAGCAGGUCUCCCAGCAGACUCUCUUCACCCUGUCCUGUGGCCCCUGAAGAAUGUGGUCACAGGGGAUUGGAAAGAAGCACAAGCCUCUUCAGGUUGCAGUGGAGCCAAAGCCACGACCCUGUUCAGCAGACACACCAAGGCCAUCGUCUGGGGCAUGCAGACACGUGCUGUGCAAGGCAUGCUGGACUUCGACUACGUGUGCUCACGGGACGAGCCUUCGGUGGCAGCCAUGGUCUACCCCUUUACUGGGGAUCAUAAGCAGAAGUUCUACUGGGGUCACAAGGAGAUCCUGUUGCCAGUCUACAAGAACAUGGCCGACGCCAUGAAGAAGCACACAGAGGUGGACGUUCUGAUUAGCUUUGCCUCACUGCGCUCAGCCUUUGACAGCACCAUGGAGACCAUGCAGUACCCACAGAUCCACACCAUUGCCAUCAUAGCUGAGGGUAUCCCUGAAGCCCAGACCAGGAAGAUGAUUAAAAUGGCAGAUGAGAAAGGCGUCACUAUCAUUGGCCCUGCUACGGUUGGUGGCAUCAAGCCAGGAUGUUUCAAGAUCGGCAAUACAGGUGGCAUGCUGGACAACAUCCUGGCAUCCAAGCUGUACCGGCCCGGUAGCGUGGCAUAUGUGUCACGCUCUGGGGGUAUGUCCAAUGAACUCAACAAUAUCAUCUCCCGCACCACUGAUGGUGUUUAUGAGGGCGUCGCCAUUGGAGGAGACAGGUAUCCAGGCUCCACAUUUAUGGACCAUGUGCUUCGUUACCAGGACACUCCAGGGGUUAAGAUGAUGGUGGUGCUGGGAGAGAUUGGCGGCACAGAUGAAUACAAGAUAUGCCAGGGCAUCAGCGAGGGCAGGAUAACCAAACCUGUGGUGGGCUGGUGUAUAGGAACGUGUGCCACCAUGUUCUCCUCUGAGGUUCAGUUUGGCCAUGCUGGGGCUUGUGCCAACCAGACAUCAGAGACAGCAGUGGCUAAGAACCAGGCCCUGAGGGACGCUGGAGCCUAUGUACCCAAGAGCUUUGAUGAGCUUGGCAGUGUCAUCAGCACAGUGUAUGAUGAACUGGUGGCCAAUGGUACCAUCGUUCCUGCUCAGGAGGUCCCACCCCCAACAGUGCCAAUGGAUUACUCUUGGGCCAGGGAGUUGGGUCUGAUCCGUAAGCCAGCAUCAUUCAUGACGAGCAUCUGUGACGAGCGAGGCCAGGAGCUAAUCUACGCCGGCAUGCCUAUUACUGAGGUCUUUAAGGAGGAGAUGGGUCUAGGAGGGGUGCUGGGUCUGCUCUGGUUCCAACGCAGGUUGCCACGCUAUGCCUGCCAGUUUAUUGAAAUGUGCCUGAUGGUGACUGCUGACCAUGGACCGGCAGUUUCUGGUGCCCACAACACGAUUGUCUGCGCCCGCGCUGGCAAGGACCUCAUCUCAAGCCUCACCUCUGGCCUGCUGACUAUUGGGGAUCGUUUUGGAGGAGCUCUAGAUGCAGCGGCCAAGCAGUUCAGCAAGGCAUUUGACAGCGGCAUGCUGCCCAUGGAGUUUGUCAACAAGAUGAAGAAGGAUGGCAAGCUGAUCAUGGGCAUCGGACACAGGGUCAAAUCAAUCAACAACCCAGACAUGCGAGUGCAGAUCCUAAAGGACUUUGUGAAGCAACAUUUCCCCGCCACUCAGCUGCUGGACUAUGCCCUUGAUGUAGAGAAGAUCACCACCUCCAAGAAACCCAAUCUGAUCCUCAACGUCGACGGCUUUAUUGGCGUUGCCUUUGUGGACCUGCUCAGAACGUGUGGUGGCUUCACACGAGAUGAAGCAGAUGAGUUUGUGGAGAUUGGUGCGCUGAAUGGGAUCUUUGUCCUUGGCCGGAGUAUGGGCUUCAUUGGCCAUUACCUGGACCAGAAGAGGCUGAAACAGGGUUUGUACCGCCACCCUUGGGAUGACAUCUCCUAUGUGCUUCCCGAGCACAUGUCCAUGUAAUCAUAACAUCACGCAGCAGAAUGCACUCCAGAUGGAACUGCCCGAAGCCGGCGGGCAGCGUCUCACCACCUCACUUUAUCCUUACUCAUGACAACAGCUGCCUUGAGAAAACUAGGCAGUACGAUUCUGGAAAGAGGAAAUAUUGGACGGUUGUGGUAUCUGGGUGGCAGGGGAGCACUAGUUUUAUGGAAAAAAGGGUAACCGUGUUUUUAGAUUUAGAUUUUUGACAAACUAUUUAAAUGGGUUGUAACUUAUUGUUUUGAACAAAGAGCCAAACCAAUGCAAAAUACAGCAACUGUAGCUGCACAAACUAGAUUGGUACUCAGAAAAAUGCACGCACAUCUGUUUCGCACAGUUGGUACGAGGGCAGGCUUGACAGCUUAUUUUUUUAUUACCCUUGUGUUACGGAGUCUGAUUGGGUAAUCUGCAGUAAUAGCUGCUGAUGGCAAUGUUUGUAGCUCAUGUUCAAGCUCGGCAAUACUGUAACUUGUCUCUCUCCCUCUCUCCUUUUAUAACUGUAUUAACCAGUGGUCUAAUAUUUUAUCAGCUUUGAAUUGUUUGGCCCUGAGAUUGUGCUCCAGUGCUCACUUUUGGGCAACUGUCUAUUGCACCUUAGCAUACACACUAGCAAUCUAUAGCUCAUUUUACUCUCUGGGCUUACUUCUCCAAAUAAAUUCCACUCCCACUGAGAGAACUGUGAUCAGCACAAGAUAAACCAAAGUAAAUUUUAGGAAUUAGUUAUUGUUGUUAAACUGAGUCCGGUGGUAGGCGGCACAGGGCUUAUCUGAAUCCCGUGUGUUUUUAAGAGGCAUUGGAGCUGAAAGGGAGAGAUGAAGCAAACACACGAGAUAACACAUACAUGAUAUGACUUUUAAAGUGUCACUUACCCACCACCUUUCCCUAUACAACCCUGAGUUCAAAACAGUGGUUGGAGUUCAUCAGUUCAAGUAGAUGCCAGAUUGAGGCAUUUAUGUUAACGUCUUUCACAUUCAAAGUUCUGGACUUAAAGUGUUUCCGUUCUAUGUUCGGUUUUUUUGAUUUAUCCAAAAAAAAGAGGAAAAUGAAGCAUCAAACUGGGGUGAAUGAAACGCUACAUGAAUGUGCCCUGUGAGUCUUAAAUUCAGCUUUUGGUGAGGGACCAUGAAGGCAGUCGACUUUAUUUGGGGGGAAAAAAUGAAGUAUUGCUCGUACUAUAGAUGUCUGGCUCUGUAAAAGAAUUGUCUGACUCUCUGUGAAGACUUGACAUGACCUCAAGAUGCUUUGUAACUGCCCGCUGUAUGGCCUGCUAUCUUUGUUUGCUGUUAUUUAACUGUGAAAUAAAUGCUUUUUUAAUAUAUGCUGUUAUAUAGUAGUAUAAUAAAGAACCUGUUUUACUUUUCAUUUUGGA